This is a messenger RNA of Penicillium verhagenii, 1659 nucleotides long. RefSeq lists its product as uncharacterized. The coding region runs from base 1 to 1659 and encodes 552 amino acids. NCBI's taxonomy places the organism in Eukaryota, Fungi, Ascomycota, Eurotiomycetes, Eurotiales, Aspergillaceae. Gene Ontology annotation, molecular function: monooxygenase activity; oxidoreductase activity, acting on paired donors, with incorporation or reduction of molecular oxygen; iron ion binding. The transcript has 4 exons. The record is from RefSeq and is a predicted model, not a curated record.
AUGGGGAUUCUCUCCCUGCAGAUGAGUGAUCUUCUUAUGGGAGGUCCGGGAGAUGCUCGGAUCUUCACUUCCCUUGCCUUCCUGGGUCUCGCUUCUCAUAUGUUUUUUAUUCGCCAUCGGAACGUCGACCGCUUGGUAGGAAUGGGCUUUAUGCCGUACCUCUAUGUCCAAUUUGGCCUCUGGGUAUUGUUGUCCAUUCGCAACAACCCUCUCCAGGCAUGGAUAUUUCUUUCGCUUGCCAAUGCAGCUUUCUGUGCACCACUAUUUGCUAGCAUCUCUAUCUAUCGACUUUUUUUCCAUCCAUUGAAGUCUUUCCCUGGCCCUAGCAUGGCCCGAUUAACAUCAUGGUGGGGGGUUGGCAAGCUUGCGAUGGGAAAGCAGAGGUACCAACUCCACGAUGAGCUACACCGUAAAUAUGGAAAAAUAGUACGGAUAGCGCCCAAUUACCUCUCUGUAAAUAGCCAAGAAGGUGUGGCGAUGAUUUAUGGUGCUGGUACCAAGUGCGAGAAGUCUAAUACAUUCUACGGUUUGCGGGAUUCAAAAAGUCUGCAGCUUGAGACAGAAUUCACGAAACAUCGAGCCCGCAGACCCGCGUGGGACAAGGCCUUUAGCGCCAAAAGAUGCGUGGAAUAUCUCCCUAAGCUAUAUCGCCUGACCGAUUUAAUGGUUGACUGUAUCUCCAAAGCAAACGGGAAAGACGAGAGGGGCGUCCUAAUCAAUCACUGGCUGAAGUGUUUUGUUUUUGAUAUGGUGGGUGAUCUGGGAUACAGCAAAUCCUAUGGCUGUCUCGAUUCUGGAUUGAUUCACCAAGGACUUCUGGAGGUGGAGAAAUUCCUGGCAACAGGAGUGUUACUGGCGCCACUCCCAUGGCUAGUGAGAAUCAUAACCAGUCUUCCCGGCUUGCCAGUCCCGAUGGAGGGCCUUAGAUCCUUCGCAGCAUCUAGUCUGGCCGAGCGCAAAGCUGCCAAGAUAGACACGCCGGACGUUCUGUCUUUCGUUUUCGGAGGAAAAAAGACCCUGACCCCCGAGGAAGAAAUCGAGGAUACCAUGAUGCUGCAGAUUGCCGCCGGCGACACGACUCUCUCUGCCUUAACCUACAGCAUGUAUCGUCUUGCGAUCAAUCCAGACAUUCAACUUGCACUUCGCAAGGAAAUUGAGAGUCAUGCAGAUGUUGCCAACCUGGAAUUUGGAGCUAUCCAAGAUCUUCCGUUAUUGGAAAGCGUCAUCAAUGAGACUCUCCGAGUUCAUCCCGCCGUGCCGUCCGGUUUGCCACGCUUCACUCCUCCAGAGGGUAUCUACGUUGACGGCACAUAUAUCCCUGGUAAUACCACCGUCAGUUGUCCGACCUGGACUAUUCAACAUAGCCCUGAAAACUUCACCGACCCAAGCAUUUGGAAUCCAUCCCGCUGGAUCAACCCUUCAGAAACCCACAACUCGAAAGCUUUCAUUCCAUUUAGUGCAGGCCCAUUCAACUGUGUGGGUAAGAUUUUUGCUUACAUGGAGAUGAAGCAAGUCCUUGCAAGAUUGGUAACUACCUUUGAAUUCGAGCUUGGACCGGAGGAAGAUGGAACCGGAUUAAUCAACGAAAGUCACGACCAUACGGCCAUGAGCUGUGGCCCCAUGUGGUUGAAGAUGAAGCCUAUAGUGAGGAACGAUUAG